Xiphophorus hellerii (green swordtail) is the source of this 1652-nucleotide messenger RNA. RefSeq names its product heat shock protein 30-like. Bases 39 to 626 code for a protein of 195 amino acids. Gene Ontology annotation, biological process: response to heat; protein refolding. Lineage: Eukaryota; Metazoa; Chordata; Actinopteri; Cyprinodontiformes; Poeciliidae. Gene Ontology annotation, cellular component: nucleus; cytoplasm. The transcript has a single exon. The record is from RefSeq and is a predicted model, not a curated record.
CUGAAUAACAAGAAGACUCAAGACUAAGCAGAAGAAAGAUGCUGUGCUCUCAUGGAUUCCCAUCUGCCCUCAGUCCAUUCAUGGACUUCUCCUGGCCUGUACGCAGUCUGUGGCCAGAGGUCAGACCUCUGUUCUACCAGCAGCAUGUCAUGCAGAGAGACCUACAGGAGCUGCGCAGCAGUCUGCAGCUGAUGGACAAACUUCAACGCCAGAUCCUGGAGGACACAGAGCCUUUCAGGAACAGCGUGGUUCUGCAGCCAGUCUCCUACCAGCUGGACAAAGAGGGAGAGCACUUUGGCCUAACCCUGGACACUCAGGGCUUUUCUCCAGAAGAUCUGUCAGUCCGGCAGGUGGGCAGGAAGCUGAGAGUCAGCGGAAAGAAGGAGAGGAAACAAGAGGACGGGAAAGGCUCCUACUCUUACAGCCUGCAGGAGUUCAGACAGGAGUUUGAUCUGCCUGAAGGGGUGAAACAUGAAGACGUCAGCUGCCACCUUUCUCCAGAUGGAAAACUCCACAUCCAGGCAGCCAAAGUUCCUUGUAUCGAGGGGACAGAGAGAGAGCUGACUAUCAAGAGGAGCUCAGAGGAGGAACCACAGCAGAGAACAGAAGACAAAAAAUUGUGGUGAACUCUGAGGACUAAAUCGGAUCAGGAAUUAUUCCAAAAGUUAAUCUCCAGAAUCAAGUAGAGAGGUUUCAAAGAAGCAUGGUGAACCCUACACUGUAAAAAAAAAGAAAAGUGUCUCUAAUUUAUAGUAAAAUGUGGGCACCUGUGGUUGCCAGAAUUUCACCGCAUUUAUACGGUAAAACUAAAGGUUACAGUAUUUUCACGGUAAAAUACUGAGCAACCACUGAUUUUUGUCCCUCCACAAGAUGGCAGCAAUAAACUGUCAGUGUUGGAGGUGAUGGACCAGAUCCAUGUAAACCUCUGACCAAACAAUUAAGCACCAAAAAGGAAAUGUUUAAUUUGGGCCUAAAUGGUGAAAUGUGAUUAGGAGAUCACAUAUCACCGAGUCAAGGUUUGCCAGAAUCUCUGAUUAUCAAUCUCUGAUUGUCAAAAUGGAAAGUGUUGGUAAGCAGCCACAAAAUAUAACUCUUACCACUACUUGAUGUUUGUUUUCCAUCAAACCUAUUUGCAGUAAGUCUACACAACAUUUUUUUCUUAAUCCAAUGAUUGUAUAAUCUCCUUUAAAACAUUUUGCUGGUUUUUGUUUAUUUUUAUUUUUCCCUCUAUGUUUUUCCAGAAAUGACAGACAUAUUCCUGCCAGAGGAGCACGGUUUCUCAAAAAACUGAUUACACUUUGGAUGUGAAAAUGAGUCUUAAUCUGAGAUUUGUUGUUUUCUUCCACUGAUGUGUGUGUGAGUGGUGAAAACAGUUGGUGACCGUUUUUAAAAACCAAUGAUGAUUCCCUUGCACGUAAGAGGACUCAGCUUUUCUCUGUUUCCCUUUCUUUAAAGGUCAUGAAACUGAAGACCAAAGCAGCUGCUGUCUUAGCAAAUGAUGAGGAAAGACAACAAGAAAGAAGAAGAAGAAGAAAAAAAAACAUGACAGAUACUUGUUGAAAUUCUUUUUCUCAUCUUAUACUACUGACUCCAAAAACUUGAGUUCACUGCACUGAAUCCAACUAGAACAAAUAAAAUCCGAUUGAACUGUU